Akanthomyces muscarius is the source of this 564-nucleotide messenger RNA. RefSeq lists its product as uncharacterized. Gene Ontology annotation, molecular function: structural constituent of ribosome. Gene Ontology annotation, biological process: translation. Gene Ontology annotation, cellular component: ribosome; small ribosomal subunit. The transcript has 2 exons. The record is from RefSeq and is a predicted model, not a curated record. The coding region runs from base 1 to 564 and encodes 187 amino acids. Lineage: Eukaryota; Fungi; Ascomycota; Sordariomycetes; Hypocreales; Cordycipitaceae.
AUGGUCGGCUCCAUUGUGCGAAGCCUCUUUUCGCCCGCCGCCCGUCGGCCUCUCCUCUCCGCCACCAGCUCUCUCCUCCCACCCACCCGCAUCCUCCUCACCAAGCCGACGACACCCUCGCCCAUCCCAACCGCCGCCGCCGCUGCGUUUUCCACCACCGCCCCUCGCCCCGCCACGCUGAACCAGGUCCUGCGCGGCAUCCGCAAGGGCAAGCGCGCGCGCCACGCCGUCUCCCCCGCGCUCGCCAAUACAAGCUCUCCCGCGCUCAAGGGCGUGUGCCUGCGCGUCGGCGUCGUGCGCCCCAAGAAGCCCAACUCGGGCGAGCGCAAGACGGCGCGCGUCAAGCUCUCGAGCGGCGCCGUCAUCACCGCCUACAUCCCCGGCGAGGGGCACAACAUCCAGCAGCACAGCGUCGUGCUGGUGCGCGGCGGCCGCGCGCAGGACUGCCCCGGCGUGCGGUACCAUCUCGUUCGCGGAGCGCUGGAUCUGGCUGGUGUUGGUACCCGCGCGACGAGUCGAAGCAAGUACGGCACAAAGAAGCCGAAAAAAGCCACCAUUGGUUAA